Molecule: messenger RNA, 2721 nt
Organism: Moesziomyces aphidis
Lineage: Eukaryota; Fungi; Basidiomycota; Ustilaginomycetes; Ustilaginales; Ustilaginaceae
Source: the annotation of a GenBank genome assembly
AUGAGUCAGGCACUCAACGACGGCAGCAACCUCGACUUGCCCGUCUUCCAAGAUGAUCUGCUCCGCGACAGGCAGCGAGUCUUCUCCGAGUUUCUCUCCAAAGACGAAUACCAGGAUGCAGUGCGUCGCAUGCUCAGGAUGGAUGCACGCCGGCUCAUCAUCAACAUCGAUGACCUGCGCUCGUACAACCGAGAGUUUGCCACAGGCCUGCUCAACGAGCCCAACGAGUUCCUGCCGGCCUUCGACGCCGCACUGCACGUCUCGGUGGAGCUGGCGCACAACACCAUCAAGGACGACAUCAAAAACAAGCAGUACUACAUCGGCCUGCGAGGCAGCUUCGGCGACCACCAUGUCAACCCGCGUACGCUGCGUAGCAUGAUGAGUCUCGAGGGCAUCGUCACGCGCUGCUCGCUCGUGCGCCCCAAGAUCCUCAAGUCGGUCCACUACUGCGAAAACACGGCCAAGUUCCACCAGCGCGAGUACCGUGAUGCCACCAUGUACGGCACCCUGCCCCCUUCGUCCACCGUCUACCCGACCGAGGACGAGAGCGGCAACCGCCUCACCACCGAGUACGGCCACAGUCAGUUCCGCGACCACCAGAUGAUCUCGAUCCAGGAAAUGCCCGAGCGCGCCCCGCCUGGCCAGCUGCCGCGCAGCAUCGACGUCGUCAUGGACGACGACAUGGUCGACCGCUGCAAGCCCGGCGACCGCAUCCAGCUCGUCGGCAUGUACCGCUCGCUGGGCAACCGCGUCGGCCAGAGCUCGUCGUCCACCUUCCGCACGCUCAUGAUCGGCAACAACAUCAACCUGCUCUCAUCCAAGGCCGGCGGCGGCAUCGCCCAGGCGCACAUCACCGACACCGACAUCCGCAACAUCAACAAGAUCGCCAAGCGCAAGAACGUCUUCAACCUGCUGUCGCAGUCGCUGGCGCCGUCGAUCUACGGCCACGAGUACAUCAAGAAGGCCGUACUGCUGCUGCUGCUCGGAGGCGAGGAGAAGAAUCUGCCCAACGGCACGCACAUCCGUGGAGACAUCAACAUCCUCAUGGUCGGAGACCCGUCGACGGCCAAGUCGCAGAUGCUGCGUUUCGUGCUCAACACGGCGCCGCUUGCCAUCGCCACCACGGGUCGAGGCUCGAGUGGCGUCGGUCUGACGGCGGCGGUGACGACGGACAAGGAGACGGGCGAGCGUCGACUCGAGGCAGGUGCCAUGGUGCUGGCCGAUCGCGGCGUCAUCUGCAUCGACGAGUUCGACAAGAUGAGCGACGUCGACCGUGUGGCGAUCCACGAAGUCAUGGAGCAGCAGACGGUCACCAUCGCCAAAGCGGGCAUCCACACGAGUUUGAACGCGCGCUGUUCGGUCGUGGCGGCAGCCAACCCGAUCUACGGCCAGUACGACGUGCACAAGGACCCGCACAAGAACAUUGCGCUGCCGGACUCGCUGCUGUCGCGUUUCGAUUUGCUGUUUGUGGUGACCGACGACGUGGACGAGCAGCGCGACCGCAUGAUCUCGGAGCACGUGCUGCGCAUGCACCGAUACCUCCAGCCCGGGCUCGAGGAGGGCACGCCAGCUGUAGACAACCUCGACCAGGCGCUCGAUGUGGGCGCUCCCGAGGGCACGGAUGCCGACGGCGCCGCGAUGCUCGGCGACACUUCGCCGUUUGAAAAGUACAACCCGCUGCUGCACUCUGGCGUGACGGGCUCGGGCCGCGGCAACGACAAGAAGGAGGUGCUGUCGAUUGCCUUCAUCAAGAAGUACGUUCAGUACGCCAAGUCGCGCAUCCACCCCGUGCUGACCAAGGGUGCAGCCGAGUGGAUCGUCAAUGUCUACUCGAACCUGCGCAACGACGAGCUGUCGGGAAACCAGAAGCGCACGUCGCCGCUCACCGCGCGUACGCUCGAGACGCUCAUCCGUCUCGCCACGGCGCACGCCAAGAGCCGACUGAGCAGCAAGGUCGAGGAGCGCGACGCCGAGGCGGCCGAGGAGAUUCUGCGCUUUGCGCUGUUCAAGGAGGUGCUGGGUGGCCGUCGUGCCGCCAACAAGCGUCGCCGCACGGGCAACAGCCCGAUGAGCGACGACGAGGACCAGGACGACGACGACGAUGACGAUGACAGCGCCGACGAGGCAGCGCGCACCGACCCGAAUGCAGCCUACCGCGGUGGCAGCCGGGUGCGAGGAGGUCGCAGUCGCGACGGCGGCAGGCGAGGCGGCGAUCGCUACGGCGAAGAUGCGCACAGCAGCGAUGACGACGACGACGACGCGGGUGCGUUUGUGUCGUCGCAGCGCUCAACACGAUCCAACGGCACGUAUGCGACGCGUGCGGCAUCAGCGGGACGUGCCAAGCCCAAAGCCGCGAUGGUGGGACCGGGCGGCAUGGACGAAGAGAUGCUCGACGAGGAAGACAUGGAUGCGCUCGAGGCGAUGAGGUCGCUUGACGUCGAGGUGGUCAUUCCUUCGCAGGCCCCACCGCCGAGUGCACCGCGGGCGGUGUCGGCACAGCGAAUCGAGGCGUUCAAGGAGUCGCUUUCCGACCUGCUCUUCGCGUCCGACGGCCGACUGGCGGAGACGGAUGCGAUCCCGCUCGACGAGCUGCUGCCCGUGAUGAACGAAGGUCGCCGCACCGAAGACCUGUUCGACAGCAACGAGGCGCGCCAGGUGCUCGAACAAAUGCAUCGCGAGAACAGCAUCAUGUUCAGCGAAGACAUGGUGUUCAAGCUCUGA